AUUCCUCCCAGUAUCUCUGUCCGCAGUUCCCCAGGCUGUUGCCUCCCUGCCGCCGCUUUCUCUCCCGUGCGCGUCCCGGGCGAGCCGAGCCCCCUCCCCAGCCCGCGACUGCGCCCUGGGCCCCGAGCGCCCCGCCCCACCCGAGAACCUGCGCUGAGGCGGCCCCACAGGGCUCAGGCCCAGACCCUCAGCGUCCACCGCCCGCUGCCCGCAUCCGCCCGCCCGGCGUCCGAGCCUUUCACAGGCGACGGGUAGAGCUGGAGCCCCGGGCCUGGGCGCCAGGUGGGCUCCUGGGAGGGUCAUGAAGCAGGCCCUGGUGGAUGAUACCGAGGAUGUGUCCCUGGACUUUGGAAACGAGGAGGAGCUGGCCUUUAGGAAAGCGAAGAUCAGACACCCCUUGGCCACCUUUUUCCACCUGUUUUUCCGAGUGAGUGCCAUCGUCACCUACGUGUGCUGCGACUGGUUCGGCAAGAGCUUUGUGGGCUGUUUUGUCACGGUGCUGCUCCUCCUGUCCCUGGACUUCUGGUCUGUAAAGAAUGUAACCGGAAGACUCCUGGUUGGCCUUCGAUGGUGGAACCAGAUAGAUGAAGAUGGGAAGAGCCACUGGAUCUUUGAAGCCAGGAAGGUCUCCCGGAAUAACACUGCUGCCACAGAAGCUGAAUCGCGGAUCUUCUGGCUGGGCCUCAUCAUCUGCCCCAUGAUAUGGAUUGUGUUUUUUUUUGGCACCUUAUUUUCCUUGAAGCUAAAGUGGCUGGCUCUCGUGGUUGCUGGGAUCUCUCUCCAAGUUGCAAACCUGUAUGGCUACAUCCUUUGUAAGAUGGGAGGCAACAGUGACAUUAGCAAGGUCACAGCCAGUUUCCUGUCCCAGACAGUGUUCCAGACGGCCUGCCCAGGUGACUUUCAGAAGCCGGGCCUUGAGGGGCUGGAGAUUCACCAGCAUUAGGAAUUGAUGAGGUUCUCUUCUUUUGACUGACGGAGAUCACAAAACUCUUGGAUUCCUGGAAAACAAGACGACAGGCAUAGAGUGCUAAGAAUUGUCCACCCCUUGACAGCCCCGUCCUGUGCUGGAGAGGGCCGUGUCUUGACGGGGCUGGAAUCCUCUGGCUAGUUCCAUAAAAAGCCCUGUGUCUGUGAUGCCCCGAGUCUUUGAAAGUGACCGGAAUACCUCACACUGCCCAUCAGAGUCAUAACCAAUGGCUGAGGCCUUCCUCGGCCCAUCUAUAGAUGGAGGAUUCUGGGAAUGCUGUUUCCUUACCCUCAACAUCAUUUUUCUAGGCAAGUAAAACCCAGCCACAAACUUGGAGACUGCAGCUUUAACAAACACUGACACCUCUGCCUUCACUCUGGGGCCUCUAAUAGCUGCCACUGGCUGCACGUGGGUUUGGUCUGGCUAACCAAAGUUUUUAUUUCUAUUUUUUUAUUUUUUUGAGACACGGUCUCACUCUGUUGCCCAGGCUGGAGUGCAGUGGCGCGAUCUCGGCCCACUGCAACCUCUGCCUCCCAGGUUCAAGCUAUUCUCCUGCCUCAGCCUCCUGAGUAGCUGGGACUACAGGCGAGCGCCACUACACCUGGCUAAUUUUCAUAUUUUUAGUAGAGACAGUGUUUCUCCGUGUUAGCCAGGCUGGUCUCGAACUCCUGACCAGCCUCAAGUGAUCUGCCUGCCUCCUCCACCCAAAGUGCUGGGAUUCCCGGUGGGAACCACUGCACCUGGCCUGUUUUUUUGUUUUUAUCAGUUACUUUUUUAAAUGAAUUACUUUAUCGCUUUAUUGGGAUGUAUUUCCUAAGCCAUAAAUUUCACCCUCACCAUGCUUGUUCAACUAUGAAUUAAUUCACAAUACUCACACAUGGAGAGAUUUCUCAUGGACUCCUGGCUUCCUGGGCUAUGGAGGCCACUGUGUGGUCACUGCAGACCCACCCACCCACCCAUCCUUCCACACCCCCCAUACCCUUGGCUCCUUUACGUUGCUUCCUGCCCCACAGGCAUCUGCAUUUAGUACGCAUGGAAAUACUUACUCUGAAUUAUACUUCUGUAGGCUAACGUGGCUGGGGAAUCUGGGGCGUCAGUGAAGAAAGACUGGCCUUUGUCACAAUUCUUACCUUAAAAGAAACAAACGGAAGACAAUUCAGUCCGAGAGGAAAACAGAGGGCCACAAGAUUUCGGGGCUCUUUCUGUGCUGGUGACAGUGGGAAGAUCUUGAGCCCGCUUCACUCGUAAUGAAGAACAAUGUAGAAAAGGCCACGGGGGUCUCUGGGACCUUCCUUCCAGCAGGGUCCCCAGCCAGCAUUUCAGCGUGGCUAAAGAAUCAGGUGGCGUACAGAAAAUGCAGGUUCCAGGGCCCUACGGAGAACUGAUUCAGCAGCUUCCAGGUGGGCCCAGGAGUCUGCAUUUUAAGAGAUUAGCUUUUGAGCAAAAGGAUCAUGAAUAUACAUGGUUGAAAAAAGUACAGACUACAAAAGGAUAUGGCGUGAAAGGCCAAGUCCAAAAGGGCUACUAGUGUUCGAGGUGUCUUUCCAGAAAGAUUAUGCGCAUAUAAAUGGGCACAUUCGCAGGUGUGUACACACACAUACACACACUCAUAUACCUCAAAUACGAGUGGGAGCACAUGACACACACAUUCUGCUCACUGCUUUGUCUGUGUAUAAUUUUAUCUUCCAGGUCAUCUGUGCUGGUGUCCAUCCGUCUGCUAGUCUUUCCCUGCCAUGUGGCCAUUGUUCCAGUCCCCUCCUAUGCACACCCAGGUUUCUCUAGGACCAUGUUAUCCCAGAGCCAGGACACAGGGGCCUUGGAGUCACUGGGGGUGUUCUCGCCCCCAGUCUGCCCUACGAGCCCCCGGUUGUGGGUGGACCUGCCAUCAGCUUGCUCUCCCCACUCUCUAGGCCCUGAGCUGCUGGAGAAACAGGGCCAAGUGACUGCACUGCCCAUGUCCCGUCACCAGCCUCAGGUGAACCCCAGGAGGAGUUCCUACCUUGCACCUACCAUUUCCUCAACUUCACUACUGUGCUGCCGUGUGGGACAGGGAAGUCCAAGUCGGGGAAGAAGCCUGUGGGGAGAGGGUGGUGGGAGAUGGGGAGCCCAGAUGGCCCAGUGAGGCAGGAAAAUAGGGUCUGGAGACAGGGAACAUAAGGCCAAUUCGCACUUGAGCCAUAACAGGAAAUGUCCUCUCCAUAGGACGUACGCCAUAAAUGACUCUGUAACUUUACUUCUUCCUCUUCAUUUAUAUAGGACGUACCCCAAGUAGAGGAUAUUUAAACACAAAAACUCUGUAAUGGGGCCUUUGAGCCCCUAUUCUCCGGCCCAUUCCCUUCCCACACUGUGGAGUUUACUUUCAUUCUCAAUAAUUCCUUUCAUUCCUUCCU
Molecule: messenger RNA, 3357 nt
Organism: Rhinopithecus roxellana (golden snub-nosed monkey)
Lineage: Eukaryota; Metazoa; Chordata; Mammalia; Primates; Cercopithecidae
Gene: TVP23A
Product: trans-golgi network vesicle protein 23 homolog A
Exons: 8
Coding region: 302-943 (213 amino acids)
Biological process (GO): protein secretion; vesicle-mediated transport
Cellular component (GO): Golgi membrane
Source: RefSeq, a predicted model, not a curated record